Molecule: messenger RNA, 1827 nt
Organism: Spirodela intermedia
Lineage: Eukaryota; Viridiplantae; Streptophyta; Magnoliopsida; Alismatales; Araceae
Source: the annotation of a GenBank genome assembly
AUGGCCGCGUUCUCCGCAUCUUCUUCACCGGGAACCAGCAAUGCAAUUCCUCCUCGCCACCAUGGAGCGGGAUCUGGCGUGGAGGCUACCCUUCUUGGGGACUACGAGAAGGGCACUGAGCGGGCCCUUUUGAUCAAGAACAUCCCCUACGGAGGGGCCUCGUUCGCGAGGACAUGCUUCAACGGGCUCAAUGCUCUCUCAGGUCUCUAUCUCUCUCUGUCCCCUCUUCUUCUCGUCAGUGUCGAUUCGGAGCUUUCCGCUGUCUUUAAGGCAAAAUUUUGCCUCACGCCCCACACCACCACUUCAAUAAUUUCGCCCGUAAGAUUUAAUCAUCGUUUCUUUAGAUUUAUACCUUAGAUAUCAUUUCUAGAGUUAUGAGAUUUAGAUCGUUUUCCCCCUUUUAUCUUAUUUUAAUCCCCACUUCGUCGGGGAUUCGAAUUACUUAGAUAGGCUCAUUUUCAUGCUUCGAAACGACGGCCAUUUCAGGUAACGGAGUUAAACUCUAAUAGAUCAGAUGUUUGAGGAGAAGCGAAUCUUGUCGUUUAUUUAUCCCCGGACAGUUCUCAACUGUGGACUCCAUUGUUCAUGAUCGCAGGGGUGGGUGUCCUGUCGAUUCCCUACGCGCUAUCAGAAGGAGGCUGGCUGAGCGUAGCAUGGCUGAUCGUCAUAGCAGCCGCGUGUUGCUAUACCGGACUACUCCUGCAACGGUGCAUGAACUCUGGGCCAUACCUGCAGAGCUACCCGGACAUCGGAGAAUCCGCUUUCGGUCUCUCAGGGAGGAUAACGAUAUCCGUCGUCAUCUACUUAGAGCUUUACCUUGUUUCCACGGGAUUCCUGAUUCUAGAGGGAGACAACCUGGGCAAGCUGUUCCCAAACUCCAGUCUCAAGCUAGGGAAGAUGAAGAUCGAAGGGAAUCAGCUGUUCACUUUGCUGGCGGCUCUCGUGAUCCUGCCCACCACCUGGUUGAGGAGCCUUGGCGCCCUCGCGUAUUUCUCCCUUGGAGGGGUGAUGGCCUCGGUUAUUCUGGUCGGCUGUGUCCUCUGGGCCGGCGCAUUCGAUCAAAUCGGGUUCCAUGAACGAGGGAAGCUCAUCAAUUUCGGCGGCCUUCCCACAUCCUUGGGACUGUAUGCCUUCUGCUAUUGUGGCCACGCCGUCUUCCCCGCCCUGUGCACCUCCAUGAGAGAUAGAACUCAGUUCCCGAAGGUCAGUCAUCUGCCAAAAAUUACAAUGUAUUUGUAUCUCUAGACGUAAUUUUAAGCAACGGCAUUCGGAACCAGUAAAAUUUCGCCACUUGUAUGUGGGUUCGAUUUGCAGGCGUUGUCAGUGUGCUUCCUCCUGUGCACCCUCAACUACAGUUUCAUGGCCGUCAUCGGCUACUUAAUGUACGGGGAAGGCAUAAAAUCUCAGGUGACACUCAACCUUCCAGUCGAAAAUCUCAGCUCCAAAGUCGCAAUUUAUACCACAUUGAUCAACCCAUUAACGAAGUAUGCAUUGAUGGUGUCGCCGAUAGCCACAGCCAUAGAACAGCGUCUCCUGGUUAGCGGCGGAGGACCGGCCAGCCUUCUGAGUAGAACGUUGCUGGUGGUCAGCACCGUGGCCAUCGCCCUGUCCAUCCCUCGGUUCGGAUAUCUUAUGGCCCUCCUCGGGUCGUUCCUGAGCGUCGUGGUCUCGUUGCUCCUGCUGUGCAUAUGGUAAGUCAAGAUCUUCGGCUUCGCUGGUCAGUCGAGGCUUGAGCUGUCUGCCAUAAUGGAAAUCCUGGUGACGGGUGUCCUGGUCGGAGUGACGGGAACCUACUCUUCUCUGCGCCAGAUCGCCCGUAAUAUUUGA